CCCGGGUGCUGUGGGACCUGUGGGAGUUGUAGUCCCGCUUGCUGCGGGGGACGCCGUCUGGGAGCGGGGCCCCCACCGGGCCCCCCCCUCACGGCCACGGCGGGGUCCCUGAGGAGGGCCGGGACUGCCCCUCUCUUGUCUGUGGCCCGGCCUAAUCCCCGCAGCAUGGGGCGGGCACGGUCCGGCAGCCAAAUCCCGGUCAGCUGAGGAGCUCAGGCGGGCUCGGGGAGGCGGCGAGCGGAGCUGAGCUCCGGGCGGCAGGAGGGAGGGAUGGCGCCCCGGCACACGGAACUCUAAUUCAGCCCAUGCUCAGAAUGGAGCACCAGCCCCUGCUCAGAGGGUCUAGCUCGCCCUGCAAGCUCCCCAGCUGGACGUUGUUCCUGGCUGUUUGUGCUGUUGGAAUUGGAGGCACCUUUCAGUAUGGGUAUAAUGUGUCUAUUAUCAAUGCACCCACGCAGCAUAUACACAAGUUCCUAAACGAAACCUGGAGUAGUCGCUAUCACAAGGAACUAAAUCCAGAUUUGCUGACUUUUCUUUGGUCUGUCAUUGCUUCCAUCUUUUCCCUUGGAGGCCUGUGUGGAGCCCUGAUUGGAGGCAGCAUGGCAAUACGGCUGGGCAGGAAAGGAGCUCUUUUGAUGAAUAAUAUUAUAGCAAUACUAGCCUCCAUUUUAAUGGGGAUCAGUUUUCCUACAGGAUUGUUUGAGUUACUGAUUGCUGGAAGGUUUUUGAUUGGCAUAAAUUCAGGUGUUGGGCUGUGUGUGCAGCCUCUUUAUAUUGGGGAGUUUGCCCCAAAACACCUAAGAGGUGGCUUGGCCAUGGGGACUUCCAUCUUUCUGACUGGGGGAAUUCUGACGGGACAAAUAAUUGGUUUGAGAGAGUUAUUAGGUGGAGAAGAGCAUUGGCCUCUGUUGCUAUCAAGCAGCUGUGUUCCAGCAUUAGCCCAGCUUUUAUUCCUUCCAUGGUUUCCUGAAAGUCCCAGAUAUCUUCUUAUUGACAGAGGUGAUGAAUUAAGCUGUGCCAAAGCUUUGAAACGAUUUCAUGGUUCCUCAGAAUACCGAAGGGAGAUGGAAGACAUCCAGCGGGAAUGUUUUGCCUUGGAUGGGGAGAAACCCAAGAAGCCCUGGCAAUUAUUCACUGACCGUGGUGUGAGAUGGCAGCUCAUCACUGUCAUUGUGAUGACAAUGGGCCAACAGCUCAGUGGCAUUAAUGCUAUUUAUUUCUAUGCAACUUAUGUUUUUGAACAAGCUGGGAUCUUGGCAGAAAAAAUCCCGUAUGUGACACUCGGCACUGGAGUUUGUGAAUGUCUCACAGCCCUGUCCUGUGGUUUGCUGAUAGACUAUGUGGGAAGAAGAUGCCUUAUCAUUGGGGGUUAUCUCCUCAUGACGCUCUGGUGCACUGUUCUGACCUUCUCUCUGACCUACCAGGAGCUGUACUCCUGGGUGCCUUACAUGAGCAUGGCAUGUGUAUUUGCCUUCAUCUUGAGCUUUGGGCUGGGCCCAGGUGGCAUAACAAACACCCUGACAGCAGAGAUAUUUGUACAGUCCUCACGUCCUGCUGCCUACAUGAUCGCAGGGACUGUGAGUUGGAUUAGUUUCUUCACAGUUGGAAUGCUCUUUCCCUUCAUAGUGAAUGGACUGAAGCAGUAUUGUUUUGUGGUGUUCUUACUGGAGUGCUUCUUUGUUGCUGCUUUCAUCUUCCUCAUAAUUCCUGAGACAAAAAACAAAUCUUUUCUGGAAAUUCAAAAGGAAUUUCACAAGCUUAAUUUUGGAAGGAAUGCCAGGAAAAAGGAAACGGAACUUUAUGAAAGAAGACAACUUCAAGAUGAAUUUUUAAAGAUUUCUGCAUAAUUUCACAAAUGCAACAGAACUUCAGUGAGAAUUAUGAACAUAGUCUUCUAAAUUAGGAGUAUAAUAUAUGAUCAAGUGGCUUAUUAAAUCUUCCUGUGUAUUUAGAGGAAGUGUAGCUAAAGGCAAGUUAGUAUUGCUGAAAUGCUGUUAAAGCAUGUAUUGCUGAAAUACUAUUAACAAUAUAAUGUAUUAUCCGCAGAAAACUUGAUGUUUAGCUGUAACCUGGUGCUGUAGGGAUGCAGAGAUGCCAGGGAGGAUGUUCGGUGAGCCCCACUGGCAGAUUUCUGCAGAUUAUUCAGUUACUCUUCUUGCAUUUCAAAGCCCUGUCUUCAGUUUGGGUCAUCAGGUGCAUCCAAAUGCUUUGCUGAGUGUAACAUUCGGAGUUCUUGUUAAAACCCACACAAAAACUGAUAACUGAGAAUAUUUUAAAUAUUCCAGUUUAUGUAGAAAUAGGGAUAUUUAGUUUCUGUUUUUCCAAUUAUGUAACUUUGAAAGCCUUAAAGACAUUCCUCAUCCAGUCCUACUACUGUACUGUACAAAAGUACGGCACCUCUCUGAGUUAUUUUUAUUUGUAAUAAAAACUUGUAUCCUGAUAAAA
Molecule: messenger RNA, 2445 nt
Organism: Hirundo rustica (Barn swallow)
Lineage: Eukaryota; Metazoa; Chordata; Aves; Passeriformes; Hirundinidae
Product: solute carrier family 2, facilitated glucose transporter member 11-like
Exons: 13
Coding region: 306-1847 (513 amino acids)
Biological process (GO): monosaccharide transmembrane transport
Cellular component (GO): membrane
Molecular function (GO): hexose transmembrane transporter activity
Source: RefSeq, a predicted model, not a curated record